This is a messenger RNA of Callorhinchus milii (elephant shark), 1128 nucleotides long. Its product is annotated as forkhead box protein D3. The transcript has a single exon. Gene Ontology annotation, molecular function: RNA polymerase II cis-regulatory region sequence-specific DNA binding; DNA-binding transcription factor activity, RNA polymerase II-specific. Lineage: Eukaryota; Metazoa; Chordata; Chondrichthyes; Chimaeriformes; Callorhinchidae. The record is from RefSeq and is a predicted model, not a curated record. The coding region runs from base 16 to 1128 and encodes 370 amino acids. Gene Ontology annotation, biological process: anatomical structure morphogenesis; cell differentiation; regulation of transcription by RNA polymerase II.
GGUGAGAGGCCCUCAAUGACACUGUGUGGAGAUCUGAGCAGCGGCGGCCAACAACAACAACAACAGCAGAUGGGGGCUCCCGAGGAAGCGCUGAUCGACAUUCUUGGGCAUGAGGACGGGGAGCGGGAGGAAGAGGAGGGGAGGGAGUGGCAGCAGAGGCGGGGGCUGUGUUUGGUGAGCGCCAGAGGGGAGCGGGGGGUCCCGGAGCCCGAGUCUGAGAGCGACCAGAAGAAGCCCCACGCGAACCUGGUGAAGCCGCCUUACUCCUACAUCGCCCUGAUCACCAUGGCCAUCCUGCAGAGUCCGCACAAGAAGCUGACCCUCAGCGGCAUCUGCGAGUUCAUCAGCGGCCGCUUCCCCUACUACCGGGAGAAGUUCCCCGCCUGGCAGAACUCCAUCAGGCACAACCUGUCCCUCAACGACUGCUUCAUCAAGAUCCCCCGGGAGCCGGGCAACCCCGGCAAGGGCAACUACUGGAGCCUGGACCCCGCCUCGGAGGACAUGUUCGACAACGGCAGCUUUCUGCGUAGGAGGAAGAGGUUCAAGAGACACCAUCACCAUCACCACGAAGCAGAGUUUGUGAAGGAUCGGGGAGGGUUGAUGUUCUACCAUAACCUCACUUGCACUUACAGACCUUACGGUCGCCCUUACCUCCUGCACCCGCAAGCGCUGGUGCAGCCCCCGCCUCAUUUCAGCUACCUGGCCGCCCCCGAGGUCGCUGGCAGCAUCUCCCCCCUGCCCCAGGCUCGCCCCCAGCCCAGGAAGAUCCCCCUCCCGCAGCCCCGAGGCGCCUCUCUGCAGAUCCAGCUCCACACCCUCAGCUCCAAGAGUGCCUCCAGCACCGCCACCGCCAACACCACCACCACCAACAACAACAACAUCAACAACCGAUCCUCAUUCAGCAUCGAAAACCUCAUCGGCAGCUCCCAGGCCACGCCGGGGUCACCUCUGCCCUGCUCCAACUCCCAGAUCCAGGCCACUUACUGCAACCUGCUCCAGCGGUCAGCCCCCUGCUUGCUCUCCACCGUGUUGAACAUGUCCACGAGAACUGUGUACAGCCCGGGCAGCGCUCCUCUGAUCGGGACCUUUUCAAGCAGGCAACAGCUUCCUCUGUGCUACCCACCGUGA